Alternaria viburni is the source of this 1749-nucleotide messenger RNA. RefSeq lists its product as uncharacterized. Bases 1 to 1749 code for a protein of 582 amino acids. The transcript has 2 exons. Gene Ontology annotation, molecular function: polyamine oxidase activity; L-amino-acid oxidase activity. NCBI's taxonomy places the organism in Eukaryota, Fungi, Ascomycota, Dothideomycetes, Pleosporales, Pleosporaceae. The record is from RefSeq and is a predicted model, not a curated record. Gene Ontology annotation, biological process: amino acid catabolic process.
AUGUUGAGGUCACUGACCAUUACAUUAGCCUCUACAGGGCUGGUGCUCAGCAACCCCAUUUCGAGUCCCAGAACAUCUUCAGAGACUAGGGACGUCAGUCGUACCAAACCAUUGCUACAAGACUUCGACGCUCUUGGAGCAUGGUUCGACGGCGUAGCGGCGAUCAACACAACCACCUCUGCGGCCUCAUCCAAGAAGAAUGCGACCAUCGCGAUAGUCGGCGCCGGCAUCUCUGGUCUCGCUACAGCACUGAUGCUCGACAGUGUGGGUGUGCACAACUGGGAGAUUAUCGAGGCAAGCGACCGGGUCGGAGGACGGUUCCGAACCAAGUACGUUGGUGGAACACAAGAAUGGGCGGAGAUGGGUCCUAUGCGCCUUCCUCACUCGAUUACAUACAAAGAUGGAGAGACCAUCGAAUACAGCGACCAUCAAAUGGUAUUCCAGUUGGCCGACAUGCUCAACGAGAUGAACGCAAACAAUCCGCAUUACAAACAUCACCCCAACGAGAUCCUCGGCCUUGGAACUGGCAGACUUCCAAACGGACAACUUCCAACACGAGCGGAGAUCCAAGCAAACUCGUCUCUUGGGCGACCAGCACCACUGGACACGCAGGAGUACACCGAAACCAAGCAGCGCAUGAACGAGCUUCUGAAGUCAAAGGACAGACUCAAGGCCGUGCAACGCGACGUGUGGCGCGAACACAAGAAAGCCAUGGAUCAAGGUCUUGACGACUGGAGCGAGCAGGCCAUGAUGCGCCACGUCUUUGGUGCAAGCGAAAACGUCACAGACGCCAUCUGGACAGCGAGCGACUACGACGUCUUCUGGGAUGAGUUAGUGCACAACUCGAACCUUGCGCAAGAUGGCGGACCGGAUGCGUUGGGCCUGACUGAGUGGAAGUGUGUAGACGGCGGCUUCAACAGACUGUCUGAUGCCUUCCUUCCCCACGUCAGCGACCGUCUCACCCUCAACCGUAAGAUCAGAAAACUGGAGGCUAUCGAAGAUGCCGAAGGUCACACGCGCACGAAACUGUCGUGGUAUCCCAGUGCCAGCAACAGGACGUACGAGUCGAAAGAAUACGACUACACAAUCAUGGCAGUCCCAUUCACCAUGACACGCUUCAUGUCGCUUCCGAAAUUCUCCUCCGUACUCGGUCGCGCGAUCAGCGAAGCUGGCCUCCGCUUCAAAUCCGCCUGCAAAGUCGCGCUGCUGUUCAAGGAACGUUUCUGGGAGAAGGGCGAUCGUCCCAUCUUCGGCGGAUACUCUACGCCUCCUAGUGCAGCCGUCGGCGCCCUAUACUACCCCGUCUACGGCCUCAACGAGUCUCGACCGGGAUUGAUCCUACACUACCGGGGUGGCCACUGGAGUGACGAGUUCACGAGCUUCUCAGACGAGGAAUAUGUGCAGACUGUGUUGGAUGCUGUUGUCAGUGUGCAUGGAGAGCAAGCGAGAGAGCUGUACACGGGCGACUAUGAGAAGCUGUGUUGGCUGCAGGACGAACACACGGGGACUGCUUGGUGCCGUCCGGAUGUGAUGCAGCAUAAGUUGUAUAUCCCGGCAUACCAUCAGACGGAGCACAACACCAUCUUCAUUGGAGAGCAUACGGCCCCGACGCAUGCUUGGGUCAGUUCGUCGCUGCAUUCGGCUGUUAGGGGUUCUGUGCAGCUGUUGCUUGAGUUGGGUUUGGUGGAUGAGGCGAAGAGGGUCAACGAGGAGUGGAUGGGCAGGUGGAUUCAGCGUGCAACCGCGUAG